CGGCUGCGCUUCACGGGUACGCGCUUUCCACAACAUCCAGCAAGGAGGAGGUGGCAAGGCACUCUAUCAAUUCUGAAGUUGGUUCGGUAUGAAGGAAUAUUCCCUAUUAAAACCAACCGGAAGAAAAUGAAAUGUUUAGAAAUGGCCACACCAUAAAUGACUACCGUCUCGUGGAGCUUCAAGUCUGAGAAACUUAAUUUCAUUCUCGCGUUUAUUUUUCCGUUCCUUGUGACGACAGAGGACUUGUAUUAGAUUGCGUGGUGGGCCGUAACUACGGGUUAUAAGUAUGUCUUUGAAGGGAGUUUUAUGAAAUCGCUACCGCUGAACUUCAAGAAGAUGCUGCUAGUCUGUUGAGAUCCAUUUAUUAAACCGGUUGUUACAUAGUCUAAGAAUGACCGUGUGUGUAUUGGGGCAGUAACGUUAACCAUCCCAAGACCACCCUUGUGAAUUUGGUUGAGAAUGAUCAAAUGUAGCCAACGUGUUAUGUGAACUGUUUAAUUUACAAUAAUAAUAAUGCGCGAUUGAUGUUUCAGCUCAUGAGUAAAUGCGGGUAUUGAAUUGUAGUUUAUUAUUAUUGGGUUUAUUUCAAGAAUCGUCUGUCUACUUGUCUAGCGGCUAAAUGGACACAGUGGCGCGAGCAAGCUGCCCUAUUACAGCCUGAUAGACACUUGGACGUUAUUGGGAAUUUUGGAUUAUUCUUCUUUCUUUGUGGGAAUUUCUGGAAAGGCCACUCAUACUAAACUCACAGAAGAUGUCGUCGUUCUUCAAUUUUCGUAAAAUCUUCAAGUUGGGGUCUGAUAAGAAGAAGAAACAGUAUGAGCACGUACACAGAGACGAGAACCCGGAGGACAUCUGGGAGAUUAUUGGGGAACUGGGAGAUGGGGCCUUUGGGAAAGUAUACAAGGCCCAGAACAAGCAGACUGGGACCCUAGCUGCUGCCAAGGUGAUCGAUACCAAGACAGAGGAGGAGUUGGAGGAUUACAUGGUGGAGAUAGACAUUCUGGCCUCCUGUGAUCACCGUUACAUAGUCAAACUGCUGGAUGCCUUCUAUUAUGAAAGCAAACUGUGGAUUCUGAUUGAGUUCUGUGCGGGAGGUGCUGUCGAUGCAGUCAUGUUGGAGCUUGAGAGGCCUCUGACAGAGCCCCAGAUCCGGGUGGUGUGUAGGCAGACGUUGGAGGCCCUGGCCUACCUUCAUGAGAUCAAGGUCAUCCACAGAGACCUGAAGGCUGGGAACAUCCUUUUCUCACAGGAGGGAGACAUCAAAUUGGCUGACUUUGGCGUGUCCGCUAAGAAUACCAUGACGCUGCAGAGAAGAGAUUCUUUCAUUGGCACUCCAUAUUGGAUGGCUCCAGAGGUGGUGAUGUGUGAGACAUCUAAGGACCGUCCAUACGACUACAAGGCUGACAUCUGGUCCCUGGGGGUCACCCUGAUUGAGCUGGCACAGAUAGAACCUCCUAACCACGAGAUGAACCCCAUGAGAGUCCUGCUGAGAAUAGCCAAGGCCGAUCCGCCCACACUCAUGCAGCCUUCACGCUGGUCACCAGAGUUCAAUGACUUUCUGAGGAAGGCACUGGAUAAGAAUGUGGACCGUAGGUGGUGCACAGCCCAGCUCUUGCAGCAUCCCUUUGUUAGCAGUGUAGUUGACAACAAACCGCUGAGAGAACUGAUUGCUGAGGCCAAUGCUGACGUCUUAGAGGAGAUAGAAGAAGGCAAAGAGGAAGAUGAAGAAGAAGAGACGGAUGCAACUCUGGUGGUGCCCGGACAUAAGCGAGCGCCAUCAGACACCAGCAUGGCCAGCUCUGAGGAUGAGAAGCUCUCUGAGAUCACCUCUACACUGGACUCAGUCACAGAGAAGACAGAGCCUGAGACUGCAGAGGACAAGGCCAGUGAUAAGCUGUCUGACGAGGGCCUUGGGACCAGCGUGGGCGACAGGGCAGAGGGUGAGAAACUGAACGAGGUGUCUGAUGCCAGUAAUGAGGACUUAGUCAAUGGACAUCUGAAGGCCAUGGAGCCCAAACCAGAGGAAAGCCCUGCUGGAAGGCCUGAGGAGAUUCCUGACCGUCAGAUCACCAUUGUGCCAGAAGCACCAUCAGACACACAGGAGAGUGUGAUUGUGAGUGAGGAGACAGGGGAAGAGGAGAAAGUAGAGGAUGGACCUCCACAAGUAUUCCUGAAGGAAAGAGUAGAAGUAGAGGAGAAGAAGACAGAGGAGGAGGUGAAGAAGGAACCAAUCAAAGAGGAGCCAGAGGUGAUUCUCCAGCCUCCCACCAAAUUCGCAGAUCCAGGGGACCAGCCUAGGAGUGCUUUAGAGGAGCCUGGCGCCGUAUCGACCGAGGUCAAUGCUAAACCAGAGGAGAUUGAGAAGGAGACGCUCAUUGAGGAGAUGACAGAGGAGGUUAAACCAGAGGCUGAUGGGGUCACAGACAUAAACACAGACACCGACUUGAAUGAAGACACAGACAACACAGAAUCGGACGUCAACACAGACGCAGAGGUAGACGCAGCUGAGGGCUCCACAGAGGUCUCUGUAGACACAGAAGCCCAAAGAGACAAUAAUGUAAUACCGGUGGUGAUUCUUGAGGAGGGGACCACAGACGAGAGGGAGGAGAAGCCACCAGAUGAGGAAGCUCCAUCCCAGGAUGCUGUUUCGGAGUCAAAGACCGACCAGGAAAGCACUCCUGUUAAGUCGGAGCCAGAUGUGGAGAAGGAUUCUGACUCGGGGAGCAGCUCUGCAGCAGAUAGCAACAGCAUGGACCUCAACCUAUCCAUCUCCAGUUUCCUGUCCAAAAAGGCUGAGGCGGGGUCUGUGUCCAUACAGGACACGAGACGGCAGAAGAAGACUCUGAAGAAGACCCGUAAGUUCAUGGUAGACGGAGUGGAGGUCAGUGUGACCACGUCAAAGAUAGUCACCGAUAACGACACCAAGAACGAGGAGAUGAGAUUCCUGAGGCGCCAGGAGCUGAGAGAGCUGCGUCUGCUGCAGAAGGAGGAGCAUAGAGCCCAGCAGGCACUCAGCGACAAGCUGCAGCAGCAGAGAGAACAGAUCUACCGCCGCUUCGAGCAGGAGAUGACUGGUAAGAAGCGUCAGUACGACCAGGAGGUGGAGAAUCUGGAGAAGAAACAGAAGCAGACCAUCGAGCGACUGGAGCAGGACCAUACCAACCGGCUGAGGGACGAGGCAAAACGCAUCAAGGCCGAGCAGGACAAGGAGCUCUCCAAGUUCCAGAACAUGCUCAAGAACCGCAAGAAGGAGGUGAAACAGGAAGUUGAACAGUCACCCAAAUUCAUGAGGAGAGCGCUCAUGAAACUCUUAAAGGAAGAUCUAUCUCUCAUUCAGACUCCAAAGGAGCAGGAGUUUCUGCAGAAGCAGCAGCAGGAGUUGGAUGGAGCCCUGAAGAAGAUCAUCCAACAGCACAAACAUGAGAUCGCCACCAUCGAGAGAGACUGCCUCAACCACAAGCAACAGCUUAUGAGAGCUCGAGAGGCAGCCAUGUGGGAGCUGGAAGAGCGCCACCUGCAGGAGAAGCACCAGCUGCUCAAGCAGCAGCUCAAAGACCAGUACUUCAUGCAGAGACACCAGCUGCUCAAGAGACACGAGAAGGAAAUGGAGCAGAUGCAGCGCUACAACCAGCGUCUGAUUGAGGAGAUGAAGAACAGACAGGCCCAGGAGAGAGGUCGUCUGCCGAAGAUCCAGCGGGGUGAUGCCAAGACACGCAUGGCCAUGUUCAAGAAGAGCCUCCGCAUAACCUCUGCACCUGGCACCCCGGAGCAGGAAAGGGAGAAGAUCAAACAGUUUGCAGCCCAGGAGGAGAAGAGGCAGAAGAACGAGAGACUCCAUCAACAUCAGAAACAUGAGAACCAGAUGAGAGACCUGCAGCUGCAGUGUGACUCCAACAUCAGAGAGCUGCAGCAGCUUCAGAAUGAGAAGUGCCAUCUCCUGAUUGAACACGAGACUCAGAAGCUGAAGGAGCUCGAUGAAGAGCACAGCCAGGAGCUGCAGGAGUGGAGGGAGAAACUACGGCCCAGGAAGAAGGCCUUGGAGGAGGAAUUCACACGCAAGCUACAGGAGCAGGAGGUCUUUUUCAAGAUGAGCGGGGAGUCGGAAUGCCUUAACCCCACGACCCAGAGCCGAGUGUCCAAGUUCUACGCCAUCCCUAGUGUGCACAACUCUGGUUUAUAGCCCUCCCCAGCACAGGAACAUACUGGCUGGGCUCAUAGACUGUGUCCCCGUGGUGGUGGGGAGGACCUCAGCCCUGUUGUUAUCUGGAAACUAGCGUUGGUCUGUUGUGGAUCAUAGGCUAGUGUGAUGUCUUCACACAAGCAUGGACAUACACUAAUGUUCAAAAGUUUGGGGUCACUUAGAAAUGUCCUUGUUUUUGAAAGAAAAUAUAUAAAAAAAUAUCCAUUAAAAUAACAUCAAAUUGAUCAGAAAUACAGUGUAGACAUUAAUGUUUUAAAUGACUGUUGUAGCUGGAAACUGCAGAUUUUUUGGGGAAUGGAAUAUCUACAUAGUCAUACAUUGCCCAUUAUCAGCAACCAUCAAUCACUCCUGUGUUCCAAUGGCACAUUGUAUUAGUUAAUCCAAGUAUAUCAUUUUAAAAGACGAAUUGAUAAUAAUGUUAGCACAGCUAAAAACUGUUGUACUGAUUAAAGAAUAAAUAAAACUGGCCUUCUUUAGACUAGUUGAGUAUCUUCAGCAUCAGCAUUUGUGGGUUCGAUUACAGGCUCAAAAUUGCCAGAAAUUAACAAUAAUUACAAAGGGGUUUUCUAAUGAUCAAUUAGCCUUUCAAAAUGAUAAACUUGGAUUAGCUAACACAAUGUGCCAUUGGAACACUGGAGUGAUGGUUGCUGAUAAUGGACCUCUGUACGACUAUGUAGAUACGUUUCCUGCUACAAUAGUAAUUUACAACAUUAACAAUGUCUACACUGUAUUUCUGAUCAAUUUGAUGUUAUUUUAAAGGACAGAAAAUGUGCUUUUCUUGAAAAAAACAUGGACAUUUCUAAGUGACCCCAAACUUUUGAACAGUAGUGUACAUAUGCAAGACCACACACUUAUGUCUACACACACACACACACACACACACAGCAGUGUCAGCUGUCAUAUAGAGGGAUGCAAUCACAAAACUUUCUUUUUCAAGCCUUUAUUUUCUCCUUCCCCCUUACAAUUUCACCCUUCUCAGCUCCAAGGAAAAUGUUGUCAAAAGUGACAAUUGCACUUUUCUGAGCAUGGUUAUGUUUUACCACUUUUAAAAUAGCUCAGGCAAAUUUCAAACCAAUUGCAAGUACCAAGUUUAUAAAGAACCCAGUGCCUAAAUGAAUUGACAUAAUGAUCGUGCUUUUCUCCAGACUUGCUCUCUUACCUGCAGCCCAGUGCUCCCCUGAGGCCUUUUGCACUAAAAUGGCUGGAAAUUUGUACAAACCAUGAAAUAUCAUCAAACCUUUAUUUUUUAGUGAUCCUUAUAAGCUGGUGGUUGAGUUCAUUCUAAGGUCGUUGAUUGAUGGAUAACAAAUAAAAGUAAUUUUUUGGUAAAUCGUGAAGUGCUCAUUCAUGUGAUGUACUAUGUAUGGAGUUGUGAUUUAUUUUAGAUACUGUGCUGUUGAAUCAAUCAAAUCAAACUGUCCUGUAUAUUAGAACAAAUGUUCCCACUUUCUCCCUAUUGUAAUCAGUAGAUAGUUUUUGUUAGACUUCUGGGUUGUCGUCAUGUCAGUCACCUUUCCUGUUAAAAAUCGACACAGCUUAUUGUCUUUUGGUUAUACUUUGAACACAUUAUUUUGGAUGUGGCAGACAUACAUAUUAUUACGCUGAAAGGAAUGUAAGCCGCUGAUCAUAAUUUUUCACUGUUUUAUGUGAACUGAGAAUAUGCAGUAAUGGACUGUUAUGUAUGUACAGUGAGCUCCAAAAGUAUUGGGACAGUGACACAUUUGUAUUUUUUUGCUCUGUACUCCAGCACUUUGGAUUUUAAAUGAUACUUUAACCUUAUAGUCAUUGUACUCUGUAUUUGAAAUGAUACAGAGCUAAAACAACAAAACGUGUGUCACUGUCCCAAUACUUUUGGAGCUCACUGUGUCUUACAGUCAGUAAAAAAACGAGGGUCCACUUGGAUUAGUUCUAUUUUCAAAUGACUUUUUGCCGCCUCUACCCAAAUCUAUUUUAUUUUCAAAUGAACUGAAUCAUUCAAAGCUGUGGCGCCUUGCAUUUUGUUCUGUAUUUAUACUUUUAUUUUCUAUUUGAAAUAUGUCCUUACUAUUUUACUGGGUUGGGGUCAAUUCUAAUUUAAUUUAAAAUUCCAAUAAAUUGUUUGAAUUCACUCAUGAAGUGGAGACUUUAAUUAAAUUCUCAUUUUUCUCAAAAGUCUUCAAGCUAUGGAAUUGAACUGGAAUUAGAUUGUUUGGACUUUUUGAAUUGGAAUUGUAAAACCAGUUAAUAAAGUGAAUGCACAUAGCAUCAAACAUUGACUGUAUGAUUUGAUUUGAAUCAUUUCAACUUGUAUUUCUAUAUUUCAGGUAUAGCUAGGCUGUCUGAACAGUGAUAUGGUCAGCCUCAAAGCCUGAGGGAACUGAAUUAGAAUUGGAAUUUGUUGAAUUGUUGCGAUAAUAUUGAGUUGAAUGGAAUUAUCUCUGAAAUUAAAGAUUGAUCCGGAACUUGAAUUUAAUUAAAUGGGAUUUACAGGGAGAGCGAUUUGAAUUGAAUUUCUGGAAUUGAUCUCAUCCCUGCUAUUUUAUGAUUACCAGUUUUCUAAAUAUGUAUACAUGUUGUAUCAAUGUACAUCUCAAUAUAGUCUUUGGACAUCUGUAAAUGGAAGUCAUUAUACUGUCCUAAUUAGUUGAUUCAAAUAAGAAUGUAUGUACUGUAUGUAUUUAGAAUAUGGACAAAGUACUGCUGACCCCUUCAAGUGAGUCCCCUUGACAUGAUGGCAAGCGCUCUAUAACAAACAUAUUCUUAUAGCAUGUCAUGGUUUGUGUAUGACAUCCUAAUAAAACAUAGAUGGCAUGCAAAGGUUGAAUGCUGUUAUUUUAUUUCAAUGACAUCACGUCUUGAAUUCUGGAUUUGUAUUGGGAUUGUGGGUAAUAUUACCCAUAAUGCACAUUAGGUUCAGGCCAUAGCGCUAGAUGGGGGUUUCAUCUUUGUAUCUGGACCAUUAUAGCAUCUGUGACAGCAUGGGCAGUGCCAUUGAGGCAAUCUCCAUUUUGAAGUAGUCAAUUUUCUUCUUGACCCGGGUUAGACAUGACUCGAACAAGGCCACCAAGAGGGUUCAGCCACCCAGUUGACUACAUUAAAAUGGUGGAAGCCCUCAAUGGCGCUGCACAUGCUAAUACAGCAUUUUGACCACUAGAGGACUCUGUAAUUCUAUAUGGUUCAGGCAUUAUCAUAUUUCUAUUUUCUUUGUUUCACAAGCAGUUACUUUUUCAAAUAGCUACAGGCACAAAACUAUUGCAAGUAAUUGGAUAUUGAAAAUCAACAGGGGUUGAUUUAAUAUAUAGCACGUCAUGAGCCUAUUGUUGUUGCAUUUAGAUAUAAUGUGGGACAUCUUAUCAUCCUGAAUAAACAUAUGCAUUUUUGAGGUCAGGUAAAGUGUAUAUAAGAUGUUUGUUAAUGGACAUUUGUGCUGUAAAUAAAAGAAUAAUUAUGUUAAA
This is a messenger RNA of Oncorhynchus kisutch (coho salmon), 7635 nucleotides long. It is a transcript of the gene slka, whose product is annotated as STE20-like kinase a. Gene Ontology annotation, biological process: protein phosphorylation. The transcript has 19 exons. The record is from RefSeq and is a predicted model, not a curated record. Lineage: Eukaryota; Metazoa; Chordata; Actinopteri; Salmoniformes; Salmonidae. Bases 752 to 4180 code for a protein of 1142 amino acids. Gene Ontology annotation, molecular function: protein serine/threonine kinase activity; ATP binding.